Messenger RNA from Syngnathus typhle (broad-nosed pipefish), 2167 nucleotides. RefSeq names its product solute carrier family 16 member 3b (gene slc16a3b). Bases 251 to 1714 code for a protein of 487 amino acids. Gene Ontology annotation, cellular component: membrane. Lineage: Eukaryota; Metazoa; Chordata; Actinopteri; Syngnathiformes; Syngnathidae. The transcript is spliced from 5 exons. The record is from RefSeq and is a predicted model, not a curated record. Gene Ontology annotation, molecular function: monocarboxylic acid transmembrane transporter activity. Gene Ontology annotation, biological process: transmembrane transport; monocarboxylic acid transport.
UUUGUGUGUACUGUUUGUUACCAGGAACACAAUGAAACACAUUUCAGGCAGAACUAUCAGGUGUCAACACGUACUCCUGCAUUUCAUAACACACAUUGCUUCAUCGUAAAAAAAAAAAAAAAGGGGCAGUACAGUGGCAGCCAGUUAUGAUUGCAUUUGGACUCAUAUUCCAUCUAUAUUUUGUGUUAAUGUAAUAAAGAUGUGUGUGUGUUGCAGCUUCUGACUACCACCAGAUCAGCCCGAGAAUAGCAUGGGGGGUGCAGUGGUGGACGACGGACCGACCGGUGUGAAGGCACCCGACGGCGGCUGGGGCUGGGCGGUGUUAGUCGGCUGCUUCGUCAUUACCGGCUUCUCCUACGCCUUCCCCAAAGCGGUCAGCGUCUUCUUCAAGGAGUUAAUAAAGGAGUUCCACGUGGGCUACAGUGACACCGCCUGGAUUUCCUCCAUUUUGCUUGCCAUGCUCUACGGCACAGGUCCUCUGUGCAGCGUGUUGGUGAACAGGUUCGGCUGUCGACCGGUCAUGAUGGUCGGUGGACUCUUUGCCUCGUUGGGAAUGAUUCUGGCUUCCUUUGCAACCAGCAUUAUCCACAUCUACCUCUGCACCGGCGUAAUUACAGGUCUGGGCCUGGCAUUGAAUUUCCAGCCAUCCCUGAUCAUGCUAAAUCGCUACUUCAGCGAGAAGCGACCUUUGGCUAACGGGCUGGCGGCUGCAGGCAGCCCCGUGGCUCUGUGUUGUCUUUCCCCUCUGGGCCAAAUUCUUCAGUACCACUAUGGCUGGAGGGGUGGUUUUCUCAUACUGGGGGGAAUGCUCCUCAACUGCUGUGCCUGCGGUGCUCUUAUGAGGCCCCUCUUGCCACCGAAAAAGCAAGCUGUCCAAUUUGAGGACGGCCAUCUUCUAGAAGCAGAAGAGAAGAAGAUUCAGCCCAAGAAGAAAUUACUGGACUUCAGCGUGUUUAAGGACAGAGGCUUUCUUAUUUAUACCGUGGCGGCCUCCAUUAUGGUGCUGGGCUUGUUUGUGCCGCCCGUGUUCGUGGUCAACUACGCCAAAGGGCUGGGCUACGAGGACACCACUUCGGCCCUGCUGCUCACGAUUCUGGGAUUUGUAGACAUGUUCGCUCGUCCUCUCUGCGGAAUCAUCGCCGGUACGAAGUGGGUACGGCCGAGGUGCGUCUACCUCUUCAGUUUUGCCAUGCUCUUCAACGGAGUCACCGAUCUCAUCGGGUCACAGGCAGACACCUAUGGAGGUCUGGUGGCCUUCUGUGUCUUCUUUGGCAUGUCAUACGGCAUGGUGGGAGCCCUUCAGUUUGAGGUCCUGAUGGCUAUCGUGGGAACGGAAAAGUUCCCCAGUGCCAUUGGCCUGGUCCUGCUGAUGGAAGCCGUGGCUGUCUUAGUGGGGCCUCCUGGAGCAGGUCGCCUCUUGGAUGCCACCCACAAGUACAUGUACAUUUUCUUGUUGGCGGGCUGUGAGGUCACAUUGUCCGCCGCCGUGAUCGCUCUGGGGAACUUCCUGUGCAUCAAAAGGAAACAAGAAGCACCCCCGGAGGCUACGUUGGAAAUGGCAGGGAAGGCUCCAGAGGAGAGCCUCCACAAUGAGAAGGAAGGCCCAGAUCAGGAGCGGGAAGAUGAAGAAAGAGGAAAAUACAGAGAUUUGAAUGCAGGGGGAGAUAAUAUGCAGAUGGAUGGGAUAGAGCAGAAUACUGAAGCAUCGUUAUGAGGACAUCAUUCAAAAUACUGUAUCAGUAUCAAGAGCAAUUCGUUGACAUAGGGCAGUAAACAUCAAUACAAUACUGUACGGCAAUUGUGAGUUUAAACGCACGGAUUUUUUCCUCGCCAUGUCCAUUUUAUCGUUUUGUUUAAAUCCUAUUUAUUUGAACAGCAUCGGUGGGUCACACUUAAGUCAACAUUCCCCAAGCUCUAUACUGCCCACCCGACGAUGCUCGAUGAAUUUGCCUUUAUUCUUCUAUACGACUGGCUAACGUUUUUUUUUUUUUUUUUUUAAUGUCGCAUAAAUGCAGUGAUGUCAUGUGUCAAUCGAUGCUAUAUUGUCUGCUUUCUAUUUAAAAAGAUGGAAUUUAACAUAGCGCAUACAAUUAACUAUUUGGGCGAAGGCGUUGUGACAUGUUUCUUGUACUGUAUCCACAUGAGAAAUAAACGAUCCAGAUGUGUC